GGCAGAAGCCACAUACCCCAGCAGCCUCAGCACUAGCUGAGUUUCGGGAAGAAGCAUUCGGAUUCUGUGAACUUUCUUCUAAGCAUCCUCUCUCUGAUUCCCCUUUUGAGUAAAAGAAAGGAAACGGCACGGGGACCACAGGACGGGAAACCACAGAGGAUGCUGCCCAGGGAUCCCGGAGCCAUGGAGGAGAGGCCGGGGGAGGGGACAAGCCUGUGAGGCAAUCUCUUCUCCUGGAGCAGCGAGCGAGCGGGGAUUCCAGGAUGAGGGAGGGAGCCCCGUGUCUGCUGCAGAUUGAUGGCUGUGUCCUUGGAACAGAGGAAUUCGGCUUCCGCCCACUGAACACGGAGCCCGGCUUGGGAAGUCCAUCCCCUGAGCUCUCCUAGCCGACCCUCAUCCUGCACCUCCGGGACACAUGGCUCUUUCCAGCCGCAGUGGCCGACCGUGGGGCUCCUCCCUUCCCUGGGGAUUUCGGUAGACACUGAGGCUGAGUACCGAGGCUUUCAGAGGCCCAUGGAGACCCCCUCCCCUCCGGGUUCCCUUCCCCAAACGCCCACUCCAGGACCCUCUUGGACUCGAGCCCACUGGGCCGUCAGUAGCAAUGGCCUCUGAGACCUUGAAUGCGGGAGGUUCAAAAGCAGCCCUGGCCUCCUAAUGGGUCCCAGACUUGGGACAGGGCUUGGGGGUUUGCAGACAUGCCAGGACCUUUAAAAGGCACCUUCCCUGUCCUCCAGUCCCCCUCCCACCUCUCAGACAUGGUCCAGAGAGGAGCACCCAGAAGUCAUGGGUGAGAGGGACAUAAAAGACCUGCAGGGACCCUUCCCCGACCUGCUGGCAGCUGGUCCAGCCCCAUCCUUGGGUCAUUCCUUUCUCAAGCUUUGAUCAUCUUUUCAGACCCUGGGGGACCUCAGCUGGGUGUACGGCCCCCUAGGCCCCAAAGGGGACUUCCUGUGGAGCUCACGCAGGGAGCCCUCUGGUGCUUAGAGGCUCCUGGGAAAGGCUGGAGCCAUGAUACCACGUGCCGCCAAGCCCACCUGCCAGGGGUCUGGCCCCUGAUACAGCUGCCUUUCUAAGACACUGACUCUUGAUUCCAUGGACACAGCCCCAGCCCCGAUGGCCUCCCUUCAGCACCGCUCUUGCCAGCAGCCUAAGAUGGGUGACACCUGGUCCCAGCUGCCCUGGCCUGGGCCCCCCCGCCCGGCCAUGCUGCUCGUCUCCCUCAUCUUGGCCGCAGGGGUGAUGCCCUCGGAUGCCGGCACCAGCUGCCCGGUCCUUUGCACGUGCCAUAACCAGGUGGUGGAUUGCAGCAGCCAGCGGCUCUUCUCCGUGCCCCCGGACCUGCCGAGGGACACUCGCAACCUCAGCCUGGCCCACAACCGCAUCGCCGCCGUGCCGUCUGGCUACCUCACGUGCUACAUAGAGCUCCGGGUGCUGGAUUUGCGCAACAACUCCUUGGUCGAACUGCCCGCGGGCCUCUUCCUGCACGCCAAGCGCCUGGCACACCUAGACCUGAGCUACAACAACCUCAGCCACGUGCCGGCCGACAUGUUCCAGGCCGCCCACGGCCUCGUGCACAUCGACCUGAGCCACAACCCGGGGCUGCGGAGGGUGCACCCGCGGGCCUUCCAGGGCCUGGCGCAGCUCCGGGACCUGGACCUCAGCUACGGGGGCCUGGCCUUCCUCAGCCUCGAGGCUCUCGAGGGCCUGCCGGGGCUGGUGACCCUGCAGAUCGGCGGCAACCCCUGGGUAUGCGGCUGCACCAUGGAGCCCCUGCUGAAGUGGCUGCGGAACCGCAUCCAGCGCUGCACGGCGGAUUCUCAGCUGGCUGAGUGCCGGGGCCCCCCAGAAGUCGAGGGCGCCCCACUCUUCUCCCUGACCGAGGAGAGCUUCAAGGCCUGCCACUUGACCCUGACCCUGGAUGAUUACCUCUUCAUCGCCUUUGUGGGUUUUGUGGUCUCCAUCGCAUCCGUGGCCACCAACUUCCUCCUGGGCAUCACGGCCAACUGCUGCCACCGCUGGAGCAAGGCCAGCGAAGAGGAGGAGAUUUGACCCGGGUACCUCCAUGCCGCUGACCACCGGGCACCCUCCCUGGCUGCCCACUCUGGCUCUGCCCCGGCCAGAGUGGGCAGCCAGGUCAUGGCUCAAGCAAGGUCAGGAAACUACCUUCGUGUGAGCUUCUACGGUGGGCCAGACACUGUGCUAGGAACUGGGACCGACCUACACCUUUGCCCCUCAAGGCACUUACCUCGGAUAGAGGAGAGAGAGUCGAAAACUCUUCCCUUUAAGACCUUUUAUCAGCACACUGAGUACAUAGUUAUGGAAGCCCAGAGGAGGGGUCAUCAACUGUGUCUAGAAAAGUCCAAGAGAAUUAUAAGAAUGGAGGUGAUUUUUGAUGACCUAGGUGAACUGGGUCAUCAAAAAAUUGUCUGCUUUGUCCAUAGACAAAGAAGGACAGACAGAAGCCAAUGACAGAGACCAGAGUAUGCCUGGUGUGUUGAGAACAGUGAACGAUACCUGUGACUUCAAUGUACAGAGCGGAAGUGACACAGGACCAAAACUUUCCCCCUGACACCCAAUCUGUCAGCCCUCGGCGUUGCCCAUCACUGCCUCUGAGGGCGAGAACACCUCCAUGCCAGCCCCCUGAGCCUCCUCCUACCAACAGCUGCCAGGUGAGACCACCUCCUGUUGACUGCCCUCCCCCCAUCCUAUGUGGCCAAUUGUAGCAUGCUGGCGAGGUCCAGGUAGCAAACUGAGGAUGGACACCUUCAGUGCUCUUCUCCUACCCCUGUCUCUUGCCUCUCACUCGAGCCUGGGCUUCAGAAGAGGGAAGCAGGAGUCCUGGCACCCUGGGACUCCUAAUCUUGUGACUGUUCUUGCCACGGUGCUCAUGCCAAGGGAUCUCGACAGGGCAGCGCACCAUGGGCUGCAGCCCUGUAGCAUGAUACCCAGGACGGAAGGAGGAGAAGCCUGCCACAGUCGUAACCAUCAGAGGAUUUGCUCCCCCUUCUAAGCAACUCACCCACUUCAGCAUAAGAGUGAGAGAGCUGUUAAUUACCCAGCACUUGCUGGUGUCAGGCACUGUGAUAAGCUCUCUCCAGAGACAAUUCCCUUUAAUGCACACAACAACCUCUUGAGGUGAGCACUGCUGUCCCCAUUUUACAGAUGAAGAAAUUAAGGCUCAGAGAGGUUAAGUCACAUGCUACUUAACGAGUAAAAUAAAAUCUGUGCUCUUCCUACUACCCCAUUCAAGUUGGGGAACAUCACAAUUCCCUCUAAAGUUAUCUAAGUUCAAAUUCCAACUUGAUGAAGCUCCCAAAAAGGACCAGGCAUUCUCCUGGGUACUUUUAAAUCUGCUGAGUCAUUGAUUUCAAUUCUCCCAGCAACACUGCCUAGUGAGUUUUAUGAUUCCCAUUUUACAGAUGAAUUAAUUGUAGAGAGCUGAGUAUCUUACCCACCAUUAUCCGGAUAAACUCUAGAAGGAAGGUGAUAGGCAGCUCCAUUCAGGGAACCAUGUCUAAGCAGUCAAAAAUCAAGUAAUCUCAUGUGCGAAGCACAACUAUCAUCAUCAUCAUUGUCAUCAUCUUCAUUGUCAGUUUCAUCAUCUUCAUCAUUAUCUUCCCUGUAUUUGUUCAGUGCUGGACAGUUUGUGCAGGUACCUUGGCGUCAUUCUCCUUGACUUUGCACGACCCUGUGUGGGAGACAAGCCCGACAUCAUUACUCUUAUUCUACAGAUGGAGCAAUAGAGAUUCAAGACUGGGUGUGACCUGCUUACACAGCAGGGUUGCGACUCAACUCCAUCUCGUUUCUCUUUCCAGUGCUUUCCCAGGUGCUUGAGGAAGAAACUGCCUGGGAGGGCUGGGUAGUGGGUCCCUAGGAUUCACAGCCAUGAAGGUCCUAGUAGAUCAGCUAAAUAAAGGGCAGUAAAAUCAGGUGCCCUGCAGAUUUAGAUGUGCUCAGGGCACAUCAGCCCCUGAAACAGAGAAGCAGCACAGAUAACAUCUGAAUAGGAGACACCUGCCUUACAACGUGUAAAUAACACAUCAAGACCGGUGGCCACGGUGGUAGUCAUGCAAGAAAUAAGACUUCUGGAAAACAGGAGAGGAAGCUGCGUUCCUACUUGAGCCCUGCUGUGCAGUUUUGCAAGAGAUACAAAGGAAGCAGGAAAGCAGUGGGAUGAGAGCCUCUGCAGGAUAGGGGAAGACUUUAAGACCCAGUCCGAUAUGUUGGCAAGGCUGUGCCCAAAAUGAGAAUUAAAACGAGGACAUUCUACCUUGCCUUCAGCUCCAGCAAGCUUGCAUCACCCAUCCUCCUGGCACAUCAUCUUCCAAGAAGUCUUCCCCUAUUCAUGCUUCCCUGAGCUAGUCAACCAAAAGAGUGCCCGAAACUUUGCUAGACCUGGGGUACUUGAAUCUUGUCUCCUCUGCAUCUCACUUACAACACCUGGGUCAGAACCCCGCUCCCGUGAGAACGGGAGCAGAACUGUGCCCACUGUCUUCUUCAACUGUGUCCAAGGACGAGCGGACCAGGGCCGCUCUCUCCACGAGUCAAGCUGACAGCCUAAAGUAUUUGAGGAAGAACUUUUAGAAAUAAUAGUCCUGACACAAACAGUUAAACCUCUCACAGAGGGACACCAUAUACAUCUAUCAUAAUCUCUUAGAGACUCUGGUUUGCUGAAAUAUAGUUAACAUAUUUUAAGACAUGUGAUUUUUUUUUGCAUAGAACUAGACCAAACAAGCUAGCCCUUGAGAUCAAAUGUCCAUUCUAAUAAUAUUGUUUAGUUCCCAUUAAUGGCAAACCUUUCUGAGUAGGAUACAGGCUUUUAAAGAACAGAUGCUUCUCCAGCUACUAGAAGGUCCCCAGUUAACUAACCCACAAUGUAGAAAGCAUUUAACUUCCCUACCGCCAAGGAAUUUGUGCUUCUUCCCUGCCUGCCACCACCGCCAUCUCGUGCAGGCUAUCAGAAGCAAACUUCUAGUGGUAUGCUUCUAGGGAUAAUCUAGCAGUCCUGGUUGGAACUCUUCCCACAACCCUACUGACCAAGAACCCAUGAUGUUGCCCCUACAAGGCUUCAUUAGGUUUUCUCCAGACUGGUUAACACGUAAGCCUGGAGGUAUCUCUGAGUCCAUGUGUCUGUUCAUGAGGUUCUGUGGAUGUUGGGUAUCUACUGAUAUGAGGCCAAUCUCUCUGGAGCCUGAGUUCAGUUCUCUGACAUGGUCUACCCAGCUGUCUGUUUACUGUAUCGCUUACUACACUAAAAUGGAAUCCCAUUAGGGUUGGGGUAGGAAUAGCUGCUCAGAAAAUAUAUGAGAGACAAGUAUGUAGCUGAGGCAGCCUAAUGACAGCCUGAUUGCUUCUCUACCCCUCAGAGAUCUGUCCUCAUCACAGAAGAUUUUUUCAUGCCGGGCCUGAGGAUAGCAAAGUUUAGGUAACCAACAGGGCUAUGAUGGUCAAGGUCUGGACCAAGAAAAUUGUUCUUUAGAAAAGACCCCACAUCUGAACACACCACUCUGGACAAGUUGCCUCUGGUCACCCUAUGACAAACCCUCAUCUGUAUCUCCAUUCCUGCAGGGAUUCCCAGGAAACCCCGCAGAAAUAGAUCCCCUGAGUUGCUAUAGAGUUUACUGGUUCCUUUCAAGGAACUUGGUGUACGGAAUUUGAACAGAACAAGACAGCUACUUCUCCAUCAGGGAAGACCUAGAACCCCCAUUUUCCCUAGAGAUGUCUUUGUUUGUAUCACUCUGACAUCCUUUCCAGCUCUAGAAGAGUAAAAAGAGACACCUUUGUCCACGCCUCAAAAGAACAUCUUCCCAAAGCUAGAGAAAUUCAUCUGCUCUCCCCACUCCAGAAGCAGGCAAAAGGGAAGUGAAGGAGGAAGUUGCAAGGUCCUUUGCAAAUCACCGUCGUGUUUGCCACAGCACUGGGUGGAGAGUUCUGGAUGCAGAGAGCUCUCGACUGUGGAGUGCUGUUGUCUGGGGGC
Globicephala melas (long-finned pilot whale) is the source of this 5977-nucleotide messenger RNA. RefSeq names its product leucine rich repeat containing 55 (gene LRRC55). The record is from RefSeq and is a predicted model, not a curated record. Gene Ontology annotation, molecular function: potassium channel activator activity; transmembrane transporter binding; voltage-gated potassium channel activity. Gene Ontology annotation, cellular component: voltage-gated potassium channel complex. Lineage: Eukaryota; Metazoa; Chordata; Mammalia; Artiodactyla; Delphinidae.